Messenger RNA from Myotis lucifugus (little brown bat), 1182 nucleotides. RefSeq names its product melanoma-associated antigen 4-like. The record is from RefSeq and is a predicted model, not a curated record. Gene Ontology annotation, cellular component: nucleus. Lineage: Eukaryota; Metazoa; Chordata; Mammalia; Chiroptera; Vespertilionidae. Gene Ontology annotation, biological process: negative regulation of transcription by RNA polymerase II.
AUGGGAAAACAUUCCAGAAAUCUGGUAUCUAGUUGUGAUGACCCUCUGGUUGCUGAAUCUGUGGCCUGGGACUCCAAACACCUGCAGAUCAUGACUCUGGAGCUAGAAAUUAAUGGUUUAUGGAAGGAGGCAGCUUUUGAACCUGUGCCUCUGAACAGCACUGUCCACGAAGUGGAGGUAGAGCCUUUCUGUGUCCAUCAAUGGCUCAAGGCCAUUGUGAGGUCCCUGGAGGCCUUGCUCAUGACCACACCUUCAACUCCUACGGGCUUGUUUGCACUUCCCUCACAGGUGCAGCUAUUCAUGGAUGAGGAGGACUUGGUCAUGUCUGCCUUCUUAUCUUUGUCCCUCUCUGCCUUGUUCCCACGCAGCCUAGAGCACGUGUCUGCUGCUGAGACACCAGGUCCUCCCCAGAGCUCUCCGGUUUGAAGCUGUGCCCCUGCCAUGGCGGCCCCUACAUGGAGCCAAUCUGAAGAUGAGGGCGUCAGCAGCCAAGAUGAACAGGAGACAAACAGCAGAGAGGACUCUGAAGAUUCUGAGUCAUCACUCCACGAUGCCCUAUAUUUGAAAAUGACUGAACUGGUGGAGUUUCUACUCCCGAAGUAUCAUGCAAAGCAGCCAACUACUAAGGCAGAAAUGCUGAGUAAGGUCAUCAAAGAGUACCAGGAUCACUUCCCUGAGAUAUUCAGACUAGCCUCUGAGUUCAUGCAGCUCCUUUUUGGCAUUGAUGUGGAGGAAGUGAACCCCAGUACCCACACCUAUGUCCUAGUCACCACUUUGGGGCUCACAUAUGAUGGGAUGGUGUCCAAUGGGCAAUCCAUGCCCAACACUGGCCUCCUGGUCAUGCUCCUGAGAUUUAUCCUUGCAGAGGGCGACUGUGCCUCUGAGGAGGAAGUCUGGAAAGCCCUGCAUGUCAUGGGUGUGCAUGAUGGGAAGGAGCAUUGGCUCUAUGGGGAGCCCAGGGAGCUCAUCACCAAAGUUUGGGUGCAAGAAAAGUACCUGGUGUACCGACAGGUGCCCAACAGUGAUCCUGCACGCUAUGAGUUCCUGUGGGGCCCCAGGGCCCACGCUGAGACCACCAAGUUGAAAGUCCGUGAGACUUUUCUCAGGGAUUAUAGAAAGGAUCCCAUUUUUGUCCCAUACCUGUCUGAAGAAGCUAUAAGUGAUGAGGAAGAGGGGGCCUGA